Molecule: messenger RNA, 704 nt
Organism: Camponotus floridanus (Florida carpenter ant)
Lineage: Eukaryota; Metazoa; Arthropoda; Insecta; Hymenoptera; Formicidae
Gene: Sf3b6
Product: splicing factor 3B subunit 6
Exons: 3
Coding region: 140-517 (125 amino acids)
Cellular component (GO): nucleus; ribonucleoprotein complex; cytoplasm
Molecular function (GO): mRNA binding
Source: RefSeq, a predicted model, not a curated record
UAUUGGUAACUCAUAAGGUAAACCUUCGCACUUUCAUUGCUAAAGAAUCGAUUUAAAAUUGACCUGGAUUGGAUUCUGUAAAAAGAUCUUGAAUUUUAUUAUUUUGCAGACCUUGGUAGAAAAAAAUUAACUCGCAAAAAUGACUAUGGCAAUGUUGCAACGUCGUGCUAAUGUACGUUUACCACCCGAAGUGAACAGAGUAUUGUAUAUCAGAAACCUACCAUACAAGAUUACAGCUGAAGAAAUGUACGACAUAUUUGGAAAGUAUGGAGCUAUCAGACAAAUUAGGGUAGGUAACACCGCUGAAACAAGAGGCACAGCGUUUGUCGUAUACGAAGAUAUAUUUGAUGCAAAGAAUGCAUGUGACCACUUAAGUGGCUUUAACGUAUGUAAUCGUUAUUUAGUAGUUUUAUAUUAUCAGAGUAACAAGGCAUUUAAACGAAUUGAUGUUGAUAAGAAGAUGGAAGAUCUAGAUAAAUUGAAAACAAAGUAUAAUCUAAAUGAUGAGAAAAAAUAAUGAAAUAUAGAUAUACGAUUGUAAGGUAUGUUCUUUUGUAUAAAAGAUUUGUAUAUGUAAUUCACACUUAUUAGAAUAGGCGAAUAUGGUGAAUUUUACAUUAUAUUUUAUAUGCAAUAUAUCAAUUGAAUAGAUGAAUGAAUGUAUAGUAUAAAUAUGUGUGUGUGUUAACUAAGAAUAAUACAAA